Notolabrus celidotus (New Zealand spotty) is the source of this 4382-nucleotide messenger RNA. It is a transcript of the gene ncbp3, whose product is annotated as nuclear cap binding subunit 3. Gene Ontology annotation, molecular function: mRNA binding; RNA 7-methylguanosine cap binding. Lineage: Eukaryota; Metazoa; Chordata; Actinopteri; Labriformes; Labridae. The transcript has 13 exons. The record is from RefSeq and is a predicted model, not a curated record. Bases 74 to 2218 code for a protein of 714 amino acids. Gene Ontology annotation, cellular component: cytosol; nucleus.
UAGGAGGUCACGGGGAAGCUCUUCCGGGUCAGGAGAACACCCGCAGCAGCAGCCGUUGUUAGUAGCUCGAGCCAUGGCGGCCGUGCGCAGCUUACAGGUGUCGGUUAAAUCAGACAGCGGCUCCGACCACUCCGACUCGGACUCGGACUCUGAGUCGGACCGAGAUGCCCGCGAGGCCGAGCCGAUGGAGGUGGAGGAAGGAGAGCUGGAUGCGGAGGACGUCUCCGUUAACCGGUCCCUGAAGGAGCUGCUGCCGGAUACAAGCCGGAGGUACGAGAACAAGGCUGGAGCAUUCAUCACGGGGAUCGAUGUCAACUCCAAGGAGGCGAUCGAGAGGAAGGAGAAGCGAGCCAGACGUUUCCACUUCUGCGCCGAGGAGAGCGUCGCUCAGAGGAACGUCUUUCUAGACAAAGACAUGAUGAAGAAAGCCAUCCCAAGUCUGCGCAUGGAAGCCAUCUACGUGACCGGAGUGGACGAGAUGAGCACACAGGACGUGUUUGGAUACUUUAAGGAGUAUCCUCCUGCUCACAUCGAGUGGAUCGAUGACACCUCCUGUAACGUGGUGUGGCUCGAUGACAACACCUGUAUCAGAGCGCUCUUUAACAGCAGCCGAAUGCCUGACCCCGAGGCGGUUACCACAGAGACUCAAACCGAUGAUCAGUCUGGAAAAGAGAGCAAAGACCGUCGGGGUCAAAGGUCAGACAACGAAGAUGAUGAUGAAGAGGAGGAGGGUGAGGUGGACGAAGACGAGGAAACGGGGAAGAAGAACAGCGAGGGGAAGGACAGCGAGGGAGAGGCGGCACAAGACAGGAAGGUGGAGCCCGAACAGGUGGAUGAUCUGUCGGUGGCUGAGAGAGAAUCUCUGCUGAGGAACGACCUGCGACCCGUAAUCAGACCGUUUAAAGGAAACAAACUAUUCCUGCGCAUUGCUACACAUGAUGAUAAGAAGGAGCUGGGUGCAGCACGGCGCAGCAGAUACUACAUGAAAUAUGGAAACCCAAACUAUGGAGGCAUGAAGGGGAUCCUCAGCAACUCCUGGAAGAGGAGGUUUCACAACCGCAGGAUUCAGAGAGAUGUCAUCAAGACCAAGAAGCCUCUGAUCGGAGACAGCAUGGGACACACACCGCCGUACACACACAGACACUCGGCUGACCUCGUCAACCUGCCCGAGGAGCCAAUCAAGGAGGAGGAGGAGGAAGAGGAGGAGGACGAGGACGAGCACGAGCAGGGUGAAGACAAGGACGAGGACAUGGAGGAGGACGACCGGGUGGUGGAGUACAAAGAGCGGGCGGAGCGGGACAGAGGAGAGCGAGGUGGAGGUGGAUCUAAGCCGCUGGAGGCGGGUCUUCGCAGCAGGGCGGCCCGCUCUCCGUCUCCGUGGUCGGAGUCGGACGAGAUGGACUACGACUUGGAGCUGAAGAUGAUCUCCACGCCAUCGCCAAAGAAGAGCAAGAAGAUGACGAUGUAUGCCGACGAGCUGGACACACACCUGAAAAGCAUCCGGAACAGGAUCGGGGGCUCAGGAUCACAGAGCAGGCCCAAAUCAGCAUCACCUCCUAAGGUGACGGACGUGCGUCAGUUGCUGGAGGAGAAGAGACAAGGCCUUUCUCAGCACAGACAGCCCCCCCCUGUGGCCCCCAGUGGAAAGACAGAUGUCCGGCAGCGUUUGGGGAAAAGACGUUACUCUCCUGACAGACGGCGCUCCCCCUCUCCUGUCUCCCCCAGAGACACGCCCCCGUCCAGAGAGCCAAUCAGAGAUGUACAUCGCAGACUGGGCGCUGUCAGCACAGAGAGCAGAGGCCACUUCUCCACCUCAUCCAAAGACAGAAAGACAGCCCUAUCACUUCCUGUAGGCGGACUCUGGAGCAGACUCGGAUCAGCCGACAACGACACCAGCUCCAGACAUCAGGAGCAAAGGACGACCAGCCGCUCGACAGGUCUCUUCUCCUCCUCCUCCUCUUCCUCCUCCUCGGGACGUAAAAACGCCAGCGAUGCCACCGCCAGCAGCAGCAGUAGGAGGGGACAGGGGGAGGGAGAGGAGGGAGAAGGGGAGGAGGUGGAGGAGGAAGACGAUUCAACGCUGCAGAAGAUGUGGGGCGCCAUGAUCAAACAGAAACAGGAGCGACAGACGCACCAGCUGAAGAAGAGCCGGCUGGACAACCUGCCGUCGCUGCAGAUUGAGAUCAGUCGAGACAGCAGCGAGGACUCGGACGCCUGAGAGGAGCGGCGGAGGAAGAGGAGGAGAGGGAGGGGGUUUCUGUUGAACUCAUUAUUUUCUUUAUGUACAAGAAUUUAAACAAAGACACAAGCAGUCGGAGCGGACUGCACACCUGAGGUCAGCAUGGGAGUGUCUGUGGAUGGAUCACUGGAGGGGUUCACCAGGUACAGGCACAGGCUCAGGGGCUCACAGGCUCAGGAGGCCCUGUAAUGAAAUGACCUGACGUUUCCUGUUAUCAGUUUAAACACAGACUGCACAGAAGAAGUGGGCGGGGCCACCAGCAGGUCACACAUUAUUUUAAAGAAGUCAUUUUGAACCUUUGAGUUCUACGUUUUGGGUGCUGCCAUGCUGAAACCAGAAGUGACCAUAUUUGUACAAGAGGGCGGAGCCAGAGAGGAGUGAGGGGUAAGACUGGAAACUAGAGACUGAGACCAUGAACUCACAAGGAGAAUGUUUACUGAGGGAAUAAAUCGGCUAAAUAGGAGGACCGUCUUCUCACAGACUGAUAUACAAUCAGACUGAUCUGUGCUGCCCCCUGCUGGAGAUUAGAAUAACACAGGUUUAACACUCCUCUUCAUUAACUUCACUUUUAAAACAGCUAAGUCUACUUCUCGUGUGCAGCCUGUGGGUGAAAUCCGAGAUGUUUUGUGAAUGUGAAAACCAAACAUUACCUGCGGUCACGUGUUACAAACUUAACAUCCUGUGUCUGCUCAGUGUUUCGGUUUAGCUGCAGUUUUUCGGACUGAAAGCAGCUCCGGAGAGCCUCGUUCUCCUGCAACACAAACACCAGACAAUCAGAGUUUGAGACAUCCGGGAUGUAACAACGCCUCCAGAGACGAUUAAAGAUCAGUAAGCAGAGGACGGUUCAAAUGAUGUCCCUGUGUCCUGAUACCUGAGCGACCCGACAAGGAGAUUAGUCCUCCUUUUAACAUUUUAUUUUUUAUCCAUAAACAUCAAUCAAUGAACUCGUGGACGAACUCUUGUAAUGUAGGUGUGAUGAGCAGCGUCUCCACACCUGCUCUACAGAGAGAGAGACGUUGAGACAAUGUCUCUUCAAGGGGACGCUAAGACUUCAACAUCUUUUUACUGUUGGUCCUCUUUUCACUCUUUUACCUCUGAUAUCCAAAAGGAGUGUCUUUGUUCCCUUUCAAAAUAAAGCACAUUGUUAUUAGAAUAGAAAAUAAAGUAACCUGGGCAUAAGGCAGUAAAAUAGUCCAAAUAAAAGUGUCACAAAGUGGACGUUUUAAGAGACUUAACAUGAUAUGGGUUGCCUACAUCCUAAAAAUAAGUUGUCUAAAAUAGAGCUCCUUUAGAGCGUCUUAUUUUGUAGCCAUUUAAACGGAAAUUUAAAUUCUGACUUGCAGACACGUCUGAAUGUCAGGAAACUGCUCGCUACCAGGUGACAUCUGUCACCUGAGAUCGUUCACAUCCAGGUAGUAGAGCUACAUUGAGGACACCACAUAUGACUGACAUUUCAGGCCUACAGUAAUAAAAAUAUGAAUUUUUUCAUACCAUCGUGAGUGGUUUCAGUGGUAGCAGGGAGUUGAGUUUGUCGUUACAUCCCUGGGAUGAAAAUCUCGCUCUGCAGGUGACUGGUGUCUCUUCUUGGAGGCCGUUUCAUAAUCCAUCCGUCUGUCUGUCCACGUGUGAGAUGUUUGUGCAGAAUAAAACAGCCAAAAGAAACGUGUAAAUGUUUGUAAGUUCUCACCAAACUCUCCCCUGACAGCCAAUUGGAUCUCUCCUCUCCCCCGCUCUCUGUGACAUCAUUUCCUACAGUAACAGGAAGUUCAAACUCUGUCUCGUAAAUACAGUGUUGCCCAUUAAAAACUCUACACGCCUCAACGGGACCUGAAACAAACUCUGUCCAUAAAUUUGAGGUUUUCUCGCGUUGUGUUUUUUAGACUUUCUCUGUUUCUGUUUGUGUUUCUAUGAGAGCAGAGACUCACAGGGUGACCUGUGUGAGGAUUCUUGUCUGCUGAUAAAAUCUGACAUUUUUUAAUCUGGGAAACUCCUGCUGUUUGUUUGAGUCACAUCGUUUAUGUUUUUUCAUUUUUUUUAAUGAAACUGUCGGGGCCAUGGCGACGUCAUGCUGUGUGAUGUCAUCAAUCAGGUGACAUCAAUGAAUUUAGAUAAAUAUUAAAAAGUCAGUUUAUGCUUCAUUUUA